Cladocopium goreaui is the source of this 2262-nucleotide messenger RNA. The record is from the annotation of a GenBank genome assembly. NCBI's taxonomy places the organism in Eukaryota, Dinophyceae, Suessiales, Symbiodiniaceae.
AUGGCGUUGGACAAUACAGCGGACGUUUCCAUACAAGACCUCCCAGAACUAGGAGGUGCUGCUGCUGUAGCCAAGGCCUCCUUUAAGGCUGGUCAGCAGGUCUUUCGAGAGAAGGCCUUGGUGAUCGCGCCGAGUGCGACGAAUUUGGCUCGUGUACGAGCCUAUUGCCAGUUGGAAGAUGCCCAGCGUCGCAUUCUUCGCGAAACCUUCUUCAGUGAGGCUCCGACAGUUCGUUGUGCCGCCACCGCUGCGUGCGAGACUGCCGAGGCCACUGGUGACACCGCCUUUGAGGUCUUGGCGGCCUUGCAUCGUGAGGGAUGGGAGCUGGAACUGCCGGAGGUAGAGGAGGUGAUCCGGGUCUGGAAUCUGAACGCCUACGACAACGCCCUGGCGCCAGUGGCAUGCAAGGUGUCCCAUUCUUGCGCUCCGAAUCUUUCCAUCCGUGUUGAUGCUGAAAGUGGCAUCAUUGAGGGCACGGCGUGCCGGAGCAUUGCUGCAGGGGAGUCUCUAGGCGCGGAGGAACCCCUUAGUGUCAGGCCUCCCAUCCGUCGCCUAUCGCGACGCCGCGCCAUGGCGUCGUCCACGGAGUCGGAGGCGGCGAAGCGGCGACGCCUGGACCCGGUGAUGCCGGCGCCGGAUCUGAUGAUGGGAGGCGUCAGAAGCACCGUCGCCAUGAUGCAAUUCAACGAACAAAAGCAGGAUUACAUCAACAGCCUCUCCAACUUAGAGGAGAACACCGCCGAAUACAAGCAGGUCUUGUCAGAAUGUCACCUUCGUGGUGCGGAGCGUUGUGUCCAGGUGGCCAACACGAACCGCGGCCUGUACGUCAAGGCCGCGCAGUUCAUCGCCUCCAUUCGCGGCGGCACCGGGGAACGUGGGGUGCCCAAGGCCUACACCGACGCCUUGGCGAAGUUCACGGAUCACGCACCGCACAAAUCCAUCAACGACGUGGCGGAGGCUCUCAAGGAGUCCAUGUCUCUCGGUGCCUGGCCUGCUGCGCCAUUGGACGCCCGCUAUGAUUUGCAGAGCAUCGAGGAGGAGCCCAUCGCCUCGGCGUCGUUGGCGCAGGUGCAUCGAGCGGUGCUGAAGGAUGGCACCAAGGUGGCUGUGAAGGUCCAAUACCCAGAGCUUCGAAAGGAAAUGUCCUCUGACUUUGCAGUUUUCAAAAGCAUGGGUGCAGUGAUCAAGCAGAUGGCUGCCGGCUAUGAUCUCAUGUGGGUGGUUGAGGAUUUCGAACAAAAUUUGACCCGCGAGCUGGACUUCACAUUGGAGGCCUGCAACGGCGAGGAAACGGCCAGGCAGUUGAAGCAUCGAGCACCACAUAUCUAUGUGCCAAAGGUCUUCAAGGAGCUUUCAUCUUCCCGCGUCAUCGUCAUGGAGUACCUGGAUGGCUUGCUGAAGGCCAAUGAUCCACAAGGCUUGCGAGAUGCAGGGCUGGAUGUGGCGGAAUGUGCUCAGCUGAUUUGUGACACCUUUGCUGAGAUGAUCUUCGUUCAUGGCAGGGUACAUGCGGAUCCACACGCAGGGAAUAUUUACUUCAAGGCAAUUGAGAUCAACGGAAAGCUGCAUCCGCAACUGGUGCUUUUGGACCAUGGCCUCUACUACGACCUUUGUGAAGGAGAUCACAACGUGCGGUUGAACUUUUGCAGGUAUUGGAAGGCGUGUUGCGCCAAAGAUUCCCAGCAGAUGAAGGAGCUUGGGACGCGCUUUGCGGGAGCACUGCAUCGCUUCCUGCCGCUGAUCCUGUCCCCGUGGUUCGUCUUUGGCGGAUCCGGGGUCUCAUUGAAAGAGGUCAUAUCAGCUGCACAAGGGCACUUGCCGGACACCAUUUCAUUGAAGGAUGUGGCAGAUUUUGUGGUAGCCACGCGCAUGGGUGGUGCCAACUUGUUGGGUGUGCUACACUCCCUGGGCUACACCCGUGGCUUGUUGGAAGCCCUCCAUUUUCCGGAACAGCGCCGCAUCGAGAGCAUGUUGCGCUUCGCCCUGCUGGGGGAUCCACCGGAUGGCGCCUCAGGGCACCUUCAGCAGCCGCUCGCGUUGCAGUUGACCACGGCACAGGAGGCCUGGGUCACCUGGCGAGUUCGGAUGCUGGGAGGACACAUCCGGCUGCUGUCCCCCGUGGCGCGCGCCUUGGUCCACUGGACCAGGGCGGAAUUUGCACCACCCUUGUGGUGGUUGGCAGCAGUGCCAGUGCUACUGGGGGCGAUGGGCACAGCCAUGACGAUGGCAUGGCUGAGAUGGCAAACUCAAAACUCUGAGUGA